AUGGAAGAGGGAAAUCACUCGGAGGUGACUGAGUUCAUUCUCUCAGGAUUGACAGACCGUCCGGAGCUGCAGGUCCCCCUGUUUCUGGUGUUCCUACUGAUUUAUGGUAUCACCCUGGUGGGGAAUGGGGGCAUGAUCUUGUUAAUCAGGAUUGAUCCCCGACUGCACACCCCCAUGUACUUUUUCCUCAGUUGUUUGUCUUUCUGUGACCUCUGCUAUUCCUCAACAAUUUCCCCUAAGAUGCUGCUGAAUUUCUUUGCCGAGAGGAAAAGCAUUUCUUACACGGCCUGUUCUGUGCAAAUGUAUCUCUUUGUCUCUUUUGCAGAUAUUGAGUGCCUCUUGCUGGCUGUGAUGGCAUAUGACCGUUAUAUGGCCAUCUGUAACCCGCUGCUCUAUACGGUCACUAUGUCCAGGCAGCUUUGUAACCGGCUGGUGGCUGGGGUGUGCGCUGUGGGGUUGGUGGAUUCAAUGAUACACACAUUUUGUAUAUUUCGGCUGUCGUUCUGCAGCUCCAACAUUAUCAGUCAUUUCUUCUGUGACAUUCCCCAACUGCUGGCACUCUCCUGUUCUGACACUCACAUCAAUGAGAUUGUGAUGUUUGCCUUCAUUGGCUGUAUUCUAGUGAGCAGCUUUGUGACUGUCCUCCUCUCCUAUUUCUAUAUCAUCUCCACCAUCCUGCAGAUCCGCUCUGCUGAGGGCCAGCGCAAAGCCUUCUCCACCUGCACUUUCCACUUGACUGCGGUGGUAAUAUUUUAUGGCAUCCAACUCUUCAUUUAUUUACGUCCCAUCUCCAGGUAUUCCAUGGACAUGGACAAAAUAGUCUCAGUGUUUUACACACUGGUUAUCCCCAUGUUGAACCCCCUCAUCUACAGCCUGAGGAACAUGGAAGUGAAGGAUGCCCUGAGGAAAGUAAUGAAUAAACUCCUAACCAAUUCUUGAAUCUGUUAACUCAAU
Chelonia mydas (Green sea turtle) is the source of this 954-nucleotide messenger RNA. RefSeq names its product olfactory receptor 1009. The transcript has a single exon. The coding region runs from base 1 to 939 and encodes 312 amino acids. Gene Ontology annotation, cellular component: membrane. Gene Ontology annotation, molecular function: olfactory receptor activity; odorant binding; G protein-coupled receptor activity. Gene Ontology annotation, biological process: G protein-coupled receptor signaling pathway; sensory perception of smell. NCBI's taxonomy places the organism in Eukaryota, Metazoa, Chordata, Testudines, Cheloniidae. The record is from RefSeq and is a predicted model, not a curated record.